CCUUUCCAAUCCCAUGGACAUUCCAGCAAAUGGACUUUUGCAUGCCAUUCUCCCCGGCUUUGCAGAACUGAUGUGUGUCAACCUUCCUGCUGUGCAGUAGCGACCUUGACGGAGUAUCCGAUGUAGCUAUCAACCCCCAAUAUCAAUACCACCUUCGCUUGGUGGCUUGCGCCUUUGGUCCUUGCCCUGUCUCUCGUUUCCUUUUCUGACCAAAUUGGCCCCUUCAUUCUUCUGUCCUCGAUAGCCCCCUUUGUGUCCAGUCUUCGCGUUUCAGUCGACUCCUGGCAUGCCUUGAUCUACCAUCACGGUUGCUGCAUGUUUCCCGCUUCCUACGAUGAGAUGAUUUUUGUUCUUUUGUCUCUUUCCUAGGGGCUACUUUGCCUUCUAUUUCACCGUUUGCGUUUUUGUCAUGGCGUGGUUCCAUGCUCGUGGUCCACGUAAGAAAAACGUGAAGACUCUGGUGAUCCUGUUUGUCUUCGUUGUCCUUCUCACAUUUUUUACAUCCAGAACCUCAAAACCGACCAGGAUCCAGCACAAGUUCCGGCGGAAGUCUUUGGUACAGACGGCCCGCCAAGAUGCCGUCAAGCGCGAAUUUCUCCAUGCUUGGACGGCCUACAAGGACCAUGCGUGGAUGGCAGAUGGGUUGAUGCCCUUAUCUGGAAGUCGGAAACAGCAGUUCUGCGGCUGGUCGGCCACACUCGUUGAUUCUCUCGACACCCUCUAUCUCAUGGAGCUCGAUGCGGAAUUUGAAGAAGCAGUGAACGCCACACUUACGAUCGACUUUACCGCCGGUGACUGCAUGGUCAACCUCUUCGAGUCCACUAUUCGCUACUUAGGUGGACUAAUGGCGGCAUAUGAUCUCAGCAACGAUGCGAGACUAUUGCCACAGUUGGUCCAGCUCGGCAAUAUGCUACAUUCGGCUUUCCGGACCCCAAAUGGCAUGCCUUGUACACAUUGCCAACUGGGCGGUAAGGGGCCACCACUGAUGGCCUCGAGCAGUGCACCUUUGGCCGACGUCGGGAGCUUGUACCUGGAGUUUGCGAGACUGUCUCAAAUCACGGGAGACGACAAGUAUAUGAAGACGGUCAAUCUCCUCAGCCAUGGUUUCGCUCGGGCGCAAAACCGUUCCAGCAUAGCAGGAUUGUGGCCGGAGAUUGUGAUCCCUCUGUCAACAGACGGGCCCAAUGCCGACUUUUCCAGAGCAAGCUACCGUUACUCGCUCGGUGCUUUGUCGGAUUCUGCGUAUGAAUAUCUGGUCAAGACUCAUCUGCUAUUAGGCAAGAAGACCAAGAUCUACGAGUCCAUGUGGAAGGCCGCGUCGAAGCAGAUCAAGCGCCACUUGCUGUUCCGAGCGUUCAUCCCUCAUGGCAAUGAAACCGAUGCCAUCUUUGCCGGCAUUGCCACAAGAAGACCCGACACCAAUCAAACCAUGCUCGAGACGCGCACGGAACAUCUGGCCUGUUUUGCAGGAGGCAUGUUCGCCAUGGCGUCUCGCAUUUUCAACAGUCCCCACGACUUAUACAUCGGGCAGCAAAUCACCAACGGGUGCGUCUGGGCUUACCGCAACAGUCCGACGGGCAUCAUGCCCGAAGCCUUCACGGCGCUCCCAUGCUCAAAUACAGACGACUUCGACGACACGCAGCAGUGUGGCUGGAACGAGUCGUACUGGGACCAAGAAAGCCGCCGUCCCGAGCACUGUCUACAAGGGGACUGUGAGAAGUUCCGUUUUCCUCCAGGGUUUCUACAGGUGUCGGACGCCUCAUACAAGUUACGCCCCGAAGCGAUCGAAUCGGUCUUCAUCAUGUGGCGCAUGACCGGGGACGAGUACUGGCGCGAUGUCGGCUGGUCCAUGUUCGAGUCCAUCGUCCAACACACCCGUUCCGCAUUCGGCCAUGCCGCUCUGUUGAGUACAAUGGAGGUAUUCGACCAAGACCGCUACGACAGAGGUCUGAUGGUCAGGAAAGUCUUGGCUAGAAGACAGGAUGAUAUGGAGAGUUUCUGGUUCGCCGAAACCCUAAAAUAUUUCUACCUUUUGUUCAGCGAGCCCUCUCUGCUCAGUCUUGACGACUGGGUUUUGAAUACCGAAGCACAUCCGUUUCGACUGUCGCCGGAAACAAGAGGGUUUUGAUGGAUGAAGUUACGAGUACUUGAGCAAAUAAAAGCCUGUCGACCCUUCUCUCGUCUCCUAUCUUACCGCAACAGAAGCAUUUAUAUGAACAAACUUGAUUAACAGCAACAAUCAUGCAGUGGUAUCCUUAAGUCGGCGGGAAAAAGAGGCCAGAGAAGAGGACUUGGACUCCUACCCCCUUCAGGUUGUGGCAGGCAGAAAUAAAUACAGUUAACUGUACUCCAGCUGUACAGUACCUCAGUAUCUAAGGUACUGCACUGCAUGUCGACUCGGCCGAAACCCAAAUCAAGCUUAACAUGCAGUGCCCACCUGCAGUGUGCCAGUAGGUGAAUAUGCCGAUUGAAUAUCACGACAAGUAAAAGUAAACACAUUUAAAGGUCUAAAGAGAUGGAGGGGAAAAAUAAGGGAAAACAAAUCCAAAUCUUUCGACCUCCCUGUUCUCGUUUCAGUUCAGUCCGAUUCAUUUUGACCGCUUGUUACCGGUGAUGGAAGACAGACGUGGAAUCUACCGUUAUUUUAGCUUCGACGGCGCCCGUCCCAACUUUGGUGCGGACAGUAAGUACCUUACACCGUGUUGCUGUCUGUCUCUUGCUCUGCGUGGAAGGAACUCAGGUUGGC
Molecule: messenger RNA, 2746 nt
Organism: Exophiala dermatitidis NIH/UT8656
Lineage: Eukaryota; Fungi; Ascomycota; Eurotiomycetes; Chaetothyriales; Herpotrichiellaceae
Product: mannosyl-oligosaccharide alpha-1,2-mannosidase
Exons: 1
Coding region: 410-2128 (572 amino acids)
Biological process (GO): N-glycan processing; carbohydrate metabolic process
Cellular component (GO): Golgi membrane; endoplasmic reticulum
Molecular function (GO): mannosyl-oligosaccharide 1,2-alpha-mannosidase activity; calcium ion binding
Source: RefSeq, a predicted model, not a curated record